CUCAGUAUGAUCCAAACCACUACACAAGUCCCCCAGGUGACGCUGAAGGCUGUCGGGGGAGGGCACAUGAAGAUUGAUGGCGCGGAAACAAACUAUGGCGACUGGAGAGAUGACCUUGCCAGAGAUGGCUAUGCCGUUGUAAAAGGCGCCAUCCCAAGGGACCGGGCUGACGCUUAUGCCGACAGUAUGUACGCAUGGUUGGAAGGCUUCGGCCUGGGGUUUGACAGGAACGACCUUUCUACAGUUCACAGGGACCGAUUGCCCACCGUCAACGAGAAGGGCAUGUGUCUCAACUAUGCUGUAACCCACGAAGACUUUGCUUGGGGCGUUCGCGGGGAGCCCGGUGUCGUAGGGGCCUUUGAGAAAAUCUACGACGAUAAAGAUCUCAUCGUCUCAUUUGAUGCCAUCAACUUUACAUUCCCCAACCGUACAGACAUUGCCCCCAACAAGCCAUGGCCUCAUCAAGACCAAGAUCCCGCAAAGCCUGGUUUCAGGUGCAUGCAAGGUCUUGUCAACCUUUUGCCCAAUGGUCCCGAUGACGGCGGCCUCAUAGUGUGCCCUGGUGGCCACCUUUUGUCUGACGAGUUUCACAAAGACAUGGCUGAUGAACCACGUAUCCCAGCAUGGACUCCUGAGUGGUACGGCUUCACAGAGAAUGGUAUGAAAUGGCUGGAAAACAAGGGCCUAAAAUGGGUCAAAGUGUGCGCUGAGCCUGGCGAUUUACUGCUUUGGGAUUCUCGCACCCCUCACUACAAUCUCGGUUCGAAGACAACCCAGCCCAGAUUUGCUAUAUACACCUGCUAUAUGCCUGCAUCACACGCAACUCAAGAGGACCUUAUCCGCAAGAAGGACGCCUAUAAGCGUUAUGUUGGCACUACACAUUGGCCAAACGCUAGACACACUGGCUCGAACGUGGCAAAACGUGAUGGAGAAGAUGACCCGCACAACCGCUUCGAACCUGUGAAUAAGCCUGUACUUGAUGAGCGUACAUUCAAGUUGACUGGCAUUCCAUCCAUCAAGGCUUAGCUUACGUAGAU
This is a messenger RNA of Exserohilum turcica Et28A, 1037 nucleotides long. RefSeq lists its product as uncharacterized. The transcript has 4 exons. Lineage: Eukaryota; Fungi; Ascomycota; Dothideomycetes; Pleosporales; Pleosporaceae. The record is from RefSeq and is a predicted model, not a curated record. The coding region runs from base 7 to 1026 and encodes 339 amino acids.